Molecule: messenger RNA, 1223 nt
Organism: Lactuca virosa
Lineage: Eukaryota; Viridiplantae; Streptophyta; Magnoliopsida; Asterales; Asteraceae
Source: the annotation of a GenBank genome assembly
CAUUUUGUCACACACUCACACCCACUUCCAUCUCUAGCUCCGGCAAAUAUCAUGAGUAUUCGGUCUGCUAGAAGGACGUUUACUUUCGAGAUUGUUAGCUUCCAUACUUGUUAUGGUUAUGAACAGAAGAUUGCAAGUGCUGUUGGUAAGGAUUUGGUAAAAAUUGACCCCAAGGAUGGGCAUGUCACUGUCUCAACUCACAAUGUUCCCGAAAGAGUUAGAAUUGCACUUGAGGAGAAGACGAGAAGAAAAGUUGUCCUUUUGUAUGAACUUAUCCCUCAAAAUACAAAUCGAUCUAUAAGAAAUCAGUCGCACCAUGGUGAUCGAAAAAGUUCUAUUGCUUCUACAUCAAAUCAUGUAGCACACAGUAAGAGCCAAUCGAUCAGGAUGACAAUCAGAUAUCAGAAUGGAAGUAUAAGGCAUACGGCUGAUACAUCAGUAGGUGAAGGGCACAACGUUUCCAGCUCAAUAAGAUAUGGUAAAAGCUAUCAUCGGCAUGAAUUAACGUUAACAAAGGGUAGCUUAUCAUCAUACAAGUGCAGUGGAUGCAAAGAAUUAGGAAUCGGGAAUAGAUACAUAUGUAACAAUUGUUCGUAUAUUCUUCAUCCAGACUGCAUGUACUACAAAAGAAUACCUACACAUAAGUUUUUAGUUGGAUCAACCUUUAAAUUCCAUCAAACACGUUUUGAUAGCAAGGAUAGAUAUUGUGACGCAUGUGGAUCAGACAUUGAAGGCUUUUUUUAUCACUGUGAUAUAACCAGUAAAGAUCUGCACCCUUGUUGUCUUAAGCUUACAGAAAGGGUUCAUGUUGGUGAGACCAAGUUUAUGCUUCGUAGGAAACUGACAACUGAAUGCUUUUACUGCUCCUCAAGGAAGAAAGAUCACAAAGACAAUUGUUGGUGUUAUUCAUUAGAGAGCCAAGACAUGCAGGUUCAUGUGUCAUGCAUGAAAGAUGCCCUUCAAAAUUGUUUGAAAGGUGAAAGGAACAAUAACAUGAGCACCAUGGUCGUUGUAAGACAAGGAAAACAAACAAGUGAAGGUUUGAAAUGGGCGCAAAGGCUUCUGAAGGUUGCUGUUUGUGUGCUUUCUGGGAAUCCAUUCCCUCUCUUGGAGGUUGCCCUUGAACUAUUUGAGUAGUAUAUAUCCUCCUGAUCAGUUUCGUACAUUAUUCUUCUGAAGUUCACUUUUUGAAGAGAUGUGAUUGCUUUUUAGUCCUUUGAGUG